This is a messenger RNA of Aphanomyces invadans, 579 nucleotides long. RefSeq lists its product as hypothetical. The coding region runs from base 1 to 579 and encodes 192 amino acids. The transcript has a single exon. The record is from RefSeq and is a predicted model, not a curated record. Lineage: Eukaryota; Oomycota; Saprolegniomycetes; Saprolegniales; Verrucalvaceae.
AUGUCGUCGCUGUGUACGUUCAACGGGUGCAGCGUCCCGGCCAUGCCCGCCUCGUCCAAGUGCACCACGCACAAGCACCGCCAGCAGUGUAGCGUCGACGCGUGCACGAACCAAGUGUACGCUCGCCACUUGUGCGUACGCCACGGAGGCAAGCGCCUGUGCUCGUAUGCCGGGUGCACGAGCAACGCUCGAAAUGGCUCUCGAUGCUGCAAGCACGGUGCGGCCUCCAUCAAACAAACGUGCUGUGUGGACGGAUGCACCAAGAUUGCGCACGCCCGACGACUCUGUGUGUCCCAUGGAGGUGGCCGACGGUGCAUCGUUGACGGGUGCCAAACCCACGCCAGACGGCGAGGGUUCUGCAUGCGCCAUGCUCCACAUGCAGUCUCCCCCACGCCCUCCCGGCCAAAGGAUUUCGAUCCAUUCGAUCCAGUCCAUCACGUCAAACCGACGGAAAUCGAAAUUGCCGCCGCCUGCGAUGCGUUCAUGGAAGAGUUUGACCUGGCCCUACUCGACGGGUGUGCCUUCGACUUGGACGCGUACCUCAUGCUGGACACGGUCUCGCCUGCCACGUUUCCGUAG